This is a messenger RNA of Entamoeba nuttalli P19, 2028 nucleotides long. Its product is annotated as Ras family protein. NCBI's taxonomy places the organism in Eukaryota, Evosea, Mastigamoebida, Endamoebidae. The transcript has a single exon. The coding region runs from base 1 to 2028 and encodes 675 amino acids. Gene Ontology annotation, molecular function: GTPase activity; GTP binding. The record is from RefSeq and is a predicted model, not a curated record.
AUGCAACGGUCCUCUUUUGCCAAUUCACAAAUUCCUCAGUAUUCAAGAAAAACAAGCAUUUCAAGAACGAGUGGUUUAACAAUUGGUUCAUGUAAGAAUUUAGUUCUUGAAGAAAAGUAUAAAUAUUCACUAUUACCAACAAGUAAUUAUAGUCAUUGUGUUGGAUAUUCUACUUCUCCAACACGUUUAAAUUCACCACAUGUUACACUAGCACUACCAGAUUCAGUUCCAAGUUCACCACAUACUACUCCUGCUUUAAGAGAACGUUCAGGAAGUGCUACAGCAAAAAUAUUUGAACGUAGAGAACCAUUUUUAUCUAAAAAACAAAAUCCACCAGUAACACUUAGUUCUAUGCUUCAAAAAGAAUUAAAUUCAUUAGUUUCUAUAACACCAAAUUCUAGACUUACUUCUUAUAAUAUUUAUUUAACAAGUUAUAUUGACCAACUUAUUUUUAGUUGUUAUUCAUUAUUUGAUGAUCCUAAAGUAUAUUUAAAACCUGAUAUUCCUUAUAUUUCUUCAUUCUCUCAUGAAAGAACAUCAUAUUUUGCUGUUUCAACAAGUAUUGGAAUUAAACAAUUAAUUGAUGUUGAAUUUCAAAAUGAGUCAUAUGAUGUUUAUAUUGUAAUUACUGAUCUUACUGAAGAAUCAGCAUCAUAUUUAAAGUCUUUUUCUUCAAAAAUGAUUAAAUUUUUUGGUACACAAGCAUUAAAAAAAUUAAUUGUUGUUUCUAUGAAUGAUAAUGGUGUUGUUAAUGAUUUUUGUACUACCAAUGAAGUUAUUAAAAUAGUUGAUGAAGGUGAAUUAAAAAAUACUAUAAUUUCAACAAUUAAUAAAUCUAAGAUGAGUUUAUUAUCUUCACGUCUUGAUGUUGUAAAGAAAGUUAUUAUUCUUGGUGAUUAUUUUGUUGGUAAAUCAACAUUAUUUAAAUAUCUUACUCAAGGAUCUGAAGAAAAAAAUAAAUUUUAUGAAGCUUCUGUUGGUAUAACUUCUAAGAGAUCAUUCAUUGGUGAUAUAGAUGUUUUUGAUAUGCCGGGAGAUUUUAGAAUGAAAGCUCAAAUAAACGAAAGUAAUGAUGAUAAAACAAUAGAAGAGAGAGCAGUUGAUAAUACUAUUAGUUAUUUACAUGAAAAACAAAUUGGAGGAGAUUUAAUUAUCGUUAUGUAUGACGUUACUCGUAUAACAACUGUGACUUAUGCACAGAAUUUAAUUAAAGAAUUAAAAAGAGUUUAUCCAUUUGCAUCUAUUAUUGUGCUUGGUAAUAAAUUAGAUUUAGCUUAUGAAUAUGGAAUAGAACCAAUUAAUUGUGAAUUUAAUAAUGUAAAUGAUAUGAUUUCAUUGUCAUUAAAUCCUAUAACUAAACAAGUAUCAGAAAAAUUAUUAAAUAGAAUUAAAUUCUUAUUACAAUCUUCAACAAUUGACUUCAGUAAUUUUACAAAAGAAUUUACUAAAGAAGGAAUAGUCAAAGUUAUUGAAGAAUAUCCAAAGAGUUCUAAAGGAAUUUCAAAAUUGGUUCUUUUAGAAAAUGCAAGAAUUACUAUCGGAAUGUCUAAACAAAAAAUUGGAACAAAGCCAUUUUAUUUUUUAAUGGACCAAACUACAACAUUUGAAGAGGUUGAAAAGAAAAAUCGUUUUGGUUUAGUUAUAACAUCUAAACAUCAGAAUAUUUGUAUGUUAUUUAAAGAAGAAUCUCAAAGAAAAGAAUGGAAAGCAUCAUUAACUGAAAGUCUUAUUGUAGUUAAAAUUGGUACUUUAAUUAGCAAAAUUGUUAUUCAAAGAUUUAUUCAUGAAGCUUUAAAUGAAAUAGGAAAUGAAUAUGAUCAUGAUAGUGAUAUUGAACGUUUUAUUUCUUCAGUUAAUUCACAUCUUCCAUCUAAUAACUAUUCAUUCCCUGAUCCUAUUUCAAGUAAUAUUAAUGCCACUAUUUCAAAUAAUGUUGUAACUUCACAAGUAACUUCAACUUCAUCACCAAUAGAUAAAAUGAGAUCUCAAACACUUAAAAGAUCUUCACGAUUAUCUUUACUUAUGUAA